Aegilops tauschii subsp. strangulata is the source of this 693-nucleotide messenger RNA. The record is from RefSeq and is a predicted model, not a curated record. NCBI's taxonomy places the organism in Eukaryota, Viridiplantae, Streptophyta, Magnoliopsida, Poales, Poaceae.
AUGGCCGGAUCGGGUGGCUGCGCGGUGGCGCGGGCAGAGCCGCGCCGGAGCAGCAGCGAGCAGGGGAGAGAGGCGCACGAGGCACGCUGCAAGCGGGCGCAAGGUCCGGCGCGGCCGUGGCACCAUGGAGGCAAAGGCGCCGGCGGGGGCGCGCGCGAGCCAUGGCGAGGGCACGGGGCUGCGGGGGGAAGUGCGAGUCAGGGGCGGGGCGCGGCGCAGCACGCGAGCGGGGGGCUGCGGGGCGGCGCGAGCGGGCGCCGGUGGCUGACGGGCAGCGGGGCAGCAGAGCCCAUGCGAGGCCGAGCCAGGGAAGCGGCAGCGAGCGGGACGCGGGUGCGGGGCUGCGCGAGCGAGGAAGGUCCGGGGCGCAGGCGACGCGCGGGUGCCGCAGGGGGCACCGACGGCGUCGGGCGCGGGCGCUGGCGCGGUCUGGCAUUACUAGGCACGCAACAGGGUGCUCGGGGCGCGUGCAGCGCGCGGGCGGGCACGGGUGGUCUGCGCGGUGAGCAGGGGAGCGGAGGGAGGCGGGGCCUCACCGCGGGCGUAGGGUUCGGGGCAACGGGGCACGAGGAGGAAGGCGGAGACGACGCAGCGGAGAGGAAGCAGGCCGGCGAGGUGGCUUCAGCGAGGUCCAGGCGCUCCGGGCGGCGAGCGCAUCGCGGGGACGAUGGGGUCGGGGCGCCGUUACCCUGA